UGUAGUUGUUAAUUAUACUAGCAAUUUUUUCAAAAGUUUAAGUUAUUAGGAUACGGGUUUAUAAUACACAUUAUACACAUAACAGGUUAUACCGUUAUAGGACAUGGGAGCAUCCUAACAAUAGCAAGGGACACAAUGUAUAACCAACAUGGGAUUGAGGAAGAGGCAGCACGAAGUUGGGAAGAGUUUGUUGUUAAAAGGGAUUGUCACUAAACAUUUGAAAGAAUCAUAAAUAGAUGUACACAGCGCUGCUCCCUUUGGCUAUUGACAACACCAAAGAGGAGGAGGAAGAAGUGCAACAAAAAUGGCGGAGAGUAGCAUCUGGUUUUUCGUAGAGAAACUGAGUGCCUUGGUUUCACAACAAGCCUCGCUAUUUGGGGCAGUAGAAGGGCAGGUCAGGCUGCUCCGAAACGAGCUGCAGUGGAUCCGUCAGUUCCUGGAACAUGCUAGUGCUGAGACUAGGUACCUCAAAAUGUCCGAUCUGGCCCCUAGACAAGAGACAACGUUCGUGCUGUGGGUGAAUCAGCUCAGAGAUGCAGCUUAUGAUGCUGAAGAUGCCAUUGAUGAAUUCAUAUUCCAGGUGCAACGCAAACGGCAGCAGAGACUCAAUAAUAUCAAGUUCCUCAACUUGUUACCCGCAUGCGUGGGCUUGGCUGACAAGUUGCCGCUUGUGAGUGACCUCAAUGGGCGUAUCAGUCAGAUCAAUAUCACACUUGAGAAGAUUUUGAUUAAUAAACAGAGGUACGGCAUGGAGUAUGAACCUGGGGGGUACUCCGAUCAAAUGGUGGGCAGUGAAUGGAAGAGGAAGAGUAUUUCCGGAACUGUUGAAGAAACCAACUUAGUGGAGAUGACAAAUGAUGUGGAAGCUGUAAAGGGAAUGCUGUUAGAGGGAGCAAUGGAAAGAGUAGUGGUGGCCAUCUUGGGGAUGGGUGGCCUUGGCAAAACUACUCUUGCCAAGAAAGUUUACAACGACGGUGCUGUUCAGAACCACUUUGGCCGUUAUUGUGCUUGGGUUUAUGUAUCUCAAGAGUACAGUACUAUCCGGGAACUUUUGCUUGGGAUCGCUAGUUGUAUCAUGACUCUCACCGACGAACAAAAACGUAAAAAUGAAAAUGAAUUGGGAGAAGAGGUUUAUAAAUGUCUCCAAGGAAAUAGGUACUUGAUAGUACUUGAUGAUAUAUGGAACAUCGAUGUUUGGCGCGGGUUGAGGUCAUAUUUUCCUGCAGAAUCAAAUAAGAGCAGAGUGUUGAUCACUACUCGCAGAUAUGAUAUUGCUGUGGAUGCUCAUUCAGAUUGCUAUGAACUUCGACCUCUGGGUGAAAAGGAAAGCUGGGAGCUGUUUCUCAACAAAGUAGGGAGUGCAGCAGUACUGAAAUGGCCAGGAUCGGAGGAAUUCAAAAAGGAGAUUGUAGCAAAAUGCAAAGGUUUACCUCUUACAAUUGUGGUGCUUGGAGGACUUUUAUCACUGAAAGAUCUGACACGAGACUCAUGGCUGAAAGUGCUUAAAAGAAUGGAUUGGCAUCUAAGUCAAGGUCCCGACUCCUGUUUGGGAAUUCUUGCACUGAGCUAUAACGACUUACCCUCUUACUUGAAGCCCUGCUUUCUUUACUGUGGGGUUUUUCCAGAGGGCUCAGAAAUCAAAGCAAGUAAGUUGAUUCGCUUGUGGGUUGCUGAAGGAUUUGUACAAAAACGGGGAAAAGAAACGCUGGAAGACAUUGCAGAAGACUACCUAUACGAGUUGAUCCAGAGAAGCAUGAUUCAGGUGGCUGAUGCGAGAGUCGAUGGAAGUGUGAAGUCUUGCCGUAUACACGACCUGCUUCGAGAUCUUGCCAUUUCAGAAGCUAAAGAAGAAAAAAUUUUCGAGGUAGAUGAAAACAUUGAUGUGGACGAGCUUCCUACUCGUGUUCGUCGACUGAUCAGUAAUAUUAAUCAGACCAUCUCUCCGCAUUUGCAAAAUUCUAAUCUCCGAUCGUUGAUCUUCAAUAGAUCCUUAGAUGAAAGAGGUAGGGUAUUUUUAUAUAAAUACCCUAAAUUGCUUCGGAUCCUGCACAUGGACUGGGUGCAGUGUACAGUAAUGUCUGGAUGUAAAGUAUCAAGACAUAUAGGAAGACUCAUCUACCUGAAAUAUUUAUGCUUGAGGGGAAUGGAGUGGGAAAUACGGCUACCACCAUCAAUCGGUAGACUUGUUAAUUUGGAAACCCUUGAUUCAGGUAACAAUUUUAUUUUCAUACCCCAUACAAUUUGGAAAUUGAAGCAAAUGAGACAUCUAAAUUGUUGGAGAGGUAGGAUCUCAUCAAGGCAGUCAAUGAGAGAGAGGUGGGUGGAAGGCCAUUUGGGUGUCCAUCAAAUGACCAACCUUCAGACAUUAUAUUUAGAGGGUGGCGAUUGGUUGAAGGAUAACAACUUGGGAAAACUGGCCCACCACCUAAAGCAAUUGAAGCUAGACCUUUAUUCUCACCCAAAGUUGAAGGAGGAGUCGUUCCGAUCUAUAGCCCAAUUAACUGGGCUUCAAAAGCUGAAGUUGGAAACUGAUAAUUUUAUAGAAAGCGAGGGAUUGUCAACAUCAACACCAAUUCUAUUCCCAGGUCUGGAGUCUUUCUCACACCACAAGUGCCUCUACGAAUUGCAUCUACUGGGACCCAUCCGAAAACUACCCGUGGAAACAACACUCUAUCCUCCGAAUCUCAUGCAACUCAAACUGCUUCGUACUAAAAUGGAGGAAGAUCCAAUGCCAAUACUAGGGAGGCUGCCAAACUUGAGGAUUCUCAUAUUAUUACAAGAUUCUUAUGUGGGUACGGGAAUGAAUUGUCCUCAUGGAGGGUUCCUUCGACUUGAAUUCCUACAAAUGCAGGACCUGUGGCUUCUAGAAGACUUGUCAGCGGAGGAAGGAGCAAUGCCUAAUCUGAAGACAUUGAAAAUUGAGUAUUGUCACAAAAUGAGGAAGUUCCCACAUGGAUUAUUGCAGCUGAAAAAGCUCCAAAGACUAAACCUCUAUGGUCUAUCCCAAGAAUUGAUGAGUGGGGUUUUAGAGACACAAGGAGAAGAUUGGAAUUGGAUCCGUCGUAUAAUCACCUCCUAGUACCUCCCUGAUAGCCUUCUAUAAGAUAUUAAUUUGGUUUUUGAUGCAAUU
Messenger RNA from Vitis riparia (riverbank grape), 3130 nucleotides. RefSeq names its product putative disease resistance protein At1g50180. Lineage: Eukaryota; Viridiplantae; Streptophyta; Magnoliopsida; Vitales; Vitaceae. The transcript is spliced from 3 exons. Bases 305 to 3079 code for a protein of 924 amino acids. The record is from RefSeq and is a predicted model, not a curated record. Gene Ontology annotation, biological process: defense response to other organism. Gene Ontology annotation, molecular function: ADP binding.